Radiomyces spectabilis is the source of this 802-nucleotide messenger RNA. RefSeq names its product glutathione S-transferase zeta 1. The transcript is spliced from 6 exons. Gene Ontology annotation, molecular function: maleylacetoacetate isomerase activity; glutathione transferase activity. The record is from RefSeq and is a predicted model, not a curated record. Bases 25 to 693 code for a protein of 222 amino acids. Gene Ontology annotation, biological process: L-phenylalanine catabolic process; glutathione metabolic process. Gene Ontology annotation, cellular component: cytoplasm; mitochondrion. NCBI's taxonomy places the organism in Eukaryota, Fungi, Mucoromycota, Mucoromycetes, Mucorales, Radiomycetaceae.
CUCAGGAUACAAGUUAUCGUUAUCAUGACGGACUCAAAGGAAUUCACAUUGUACGGUUAUUUCCGUUCGUCAGCCUCGUGGCGUGUCAGACUGGCAUUAGAAUGGAAAGGCAUUGCUUACGAGCAGCAUUCGGUGAAUCUUGCUCAGGGAGACCAGAAAAAAGAUGAAUUUCUGGCCAUCAAUCCCAGUAAAAAGGUGCCAGCUCUGGUGACCAAGGAGCACAAGGUGUUGACCCAGAGCAUCGCUAUUCUUGAAUACAUCGAAGAACAUUAUCCGGACAGACCCAUGUUACCGAAAAGCUUAUGGCAUCGGGCUCAGGUCCGUGAAAUUGUUCAAGCGAUUGCUUGUGACAUUCAUCCUUUGCAGAACCUUGGUGUGUUGAUUAAACAAGGAGGGGGUGAUUUGGAAAAGCGAGAGGCCUGGGCCCGUGAAUGGAUUACACAAGGAUUCGAAGGUCUGGAGAGACAUCUGGAAGAAGUAUCUGGCACGUACUGUGUGGGAGAUAAUAUCACGAUGGCGGAUUUCUGCCUAGUGCCCAUGGUAUACAAUGCUUUCCGAUAUAAAGUGGACAUGAAACAAUUCCCGGUGAUCACUCGUAUCAACAAUACGUUGUUGACCUUGCCCGAAUUCAAAAAGACCCAUCCUCACAACCAAGAAGACUGUCCUCCUGAACUCAGAGGUCACGGGGUGUAAAAGCGUUUACACUGUGUUGCGUUGCCUUGUAAUAAAAAGCAAUCUUGGCUAUCAAUAUUCCUCCAUAGCCACGUCGAUUGCAAGCAUAAAGAGUCAUUUUUACUGUGAU